Molecule: messenger RNA, 2533 nt
Organism: Octopus sinensis (East Asian common octopus)
Lineage: Eukaryota; Metazoa; Mollusca; Cephalopoda; Octopoda; Octopodidae
Product: protein DD3-3-like
Exons: 13
Coding region: 47-1822 (591 amino acids)
Source: RefSeq, a predicted model, not a curated record
UGGUUCCUUUUCUUUUUCUUUUUCUUUUUUUACAGAUUACAGCAAGAUGUCAAAGUGCGCGAUACCUUGCCUGUUACUAUUUUUUAUCGUCAUAAUUGUGAAAGCUGAUAUAUACCUGCACAACCCCCGAGGCUCAAACAACAGACUCAACGAGAACACCGCGGGGCGUAGGAACGCCAAUCGCCUCUUUGAUUCUCAGAAUAACAACAAUGGUGGUUAUAACGUUGGAGAUCGAAAAGCUACAGCAGCGAGGACGGCGUCAGAUCAAUAUCAAAUGAAAUACUUCCAAAGCAGUGCCGCAUCAGCAGGAGGAUCAAAACAGGGUCGAAGCAUCCUGAAGCUGGAAUGGACCAAUCAACAUGGGUGUGGCAUUACCAAUGACACCAACCCUUCCAAGAGACAAUGCAACAUAGUAUUACAGUACAUGUGUCAGAAGUUAAUCGUAGAAAAUCCCCGUGAUCGGCUAAGAGAUGGCACAAGUACGAAUACGCAAGCCUACAUCUACAGAAACGGUUAUCCAGCAAACCUGAGAACCUACAAUAGUUACAAGAGCAUCGUGAGGACGGAUCGCGGUCUACACGAGAAUUGGGACUGGUACGAUAAGUGCAUGCAACGGGAACAAAACGGAGGGCUCUUUUCUGCCGACCAAAAGCUAACUGUUAGGAACGGCUAUAUACGUUCUACCAGCACCCGCCAGAAUCGAAAUGGGGCCAGACGAGGCUACGAAUGCCCAGAGGAGAGGGACUACUACCCUUAUUGGCACCCGACACCCUGGAUCGAUAUUGCGGUCUUUGCACAGAAUCAAGAAAACUGUUCCUAUUACAUUAAAAACAGCUUCAACAGUCAUACUUAUGGAGAAUGCGUGCAGUUCUACCCCGAUGGAGUCAGGAGACAUGCAUCCCGAUGGAAUAACGCAUUCGAAUGCAAAUGCCAUAAGGGCACUUGGGUACAAUUUUCCAGUUAUUUGGAAUUAGCACCAGAAUUGAAAACUGUCGAAGAAUGUGUGAGCGCUAGAAAAUCAACCAAAAUCAAUUACAUUUGGGGAAUCCCUUAUGACACGAAGAAUAUCACAAAAAAAGAGUGUAUGGUUGCCCCUGAAAAACCCUUCUGUUCACAGGCUCCAGUUAAUAGAUUAAAUCAUUUAGGCAAUGGGAUCGGCGGAGAAACCAAUUCUUUCGACUGGAAACUCCCUUAUUUCCCUUCUGGCAGCGAAAUGCGUUGUGUCUACAGAGCCAGGUAUAACAUUAGACGGAGACUAUUCCACAACAGAGACAAACGUCUGAAGACAACGAAGACGUUAGAGAGAAGGAAUAGAGUCCCUGUUCAAAACAAACCCGGUCGUGAAACUUGCUGGUCAAGAACUCCAGUUGGCAAUCAACACUGCCCAGUUCGGCAGAACCUUCCAGGACAGAGCCACGUAUUUCCACUUGAUGCCCCGUCCCCAGGCUUGGACAACGAGACCAUCAACAACCUGAACGUCCGCGGGAAACGGGGCAACAUCGUACAAGUGUUCCCGGCUGUGGAGUACGAUUUUGUGCCCAACAAUCUCGAAAUGGAUUCCGAGGACCUGGUGCACAUCCAGUGGACUGGGAGCAACACGCACAACAACAGAAAUAAUGGCAAUGCUGGACAAGGCACAGAUGGAACUGACCGCAGCAACAUAUUGCAGAUGGCAAAAGGUGGCGUUAGUUAUCCAUUAGCCUUUGCGGACACAACUCUGUGGAACAACUCGGAAAUUGUUUGGAUCUAUCACAACGAGCUGAACAUAAAACAGUGGACCUUGCUCUCAGUAUGGCUUCCUCCGGAUAUUACACGUGCCUGAAGGCGGCGCAGUGCCCAAACACCCUUGUGCAAGACAGCAAGGAGAGGAAGGCUGCAAUGGACAAACUACUGAACAAAGCUCCAGCUUCUUACCCGGGUGCCCUACUCCGUGUAAAGCCAGGGGUUUAUAACUAUAUGAGUACCCGUAACAACCAGUUCACAAACAGGGCCCAAAAGGGUGUAAUGAUAGUGAAAUAAAUGAAAAACCCGAAUAUGCAAGGAAUAUCCAGAAAUAACCCCAAACAAUUGCUAAUAUUUACAGGGGUCGAAAGAUGUUUCAUUCAUAACCCUUAAUUUACUGGAUAUUAGAAGUGUAUCCUUAUAAAGAAAUUUACUAACAGGGGCCAGAAGGCCUUUCCUUUAUAACCCAGAAAUUUUUGUAUUUUAGAAGUAUGCCCUAAGCAAGAAAUGUAUUAACAAGAGAUAAAUAGGCUUUCCUUUAUAACCCCUAAUUUUCUGAUUGUUAGAAUUGUAUCCUAAACAGGAUAUGUAUUAACAGGGGUCAAGAGAACUUUAUUUUAUAACCCCUAAUUUUCUGUGUAGAAGAACUGUGCGCAAAGUAAUAAAUUUACUAACACAAGACCAAAAUGGAUUUCCUUUAUAACUCCUUAUUUUUCUUUAUGUUUGGAUAAGGAAUUCACAAAAUUGUCUUAGCAGGGUCUCAUUUAUUUUGAAAUAAAGAAUUGAUCCCUAUUUUAGGGGUUCUUGUUAA